Molecule: messenger RNA, 2152 nt
Organism: Hordeum vulgare subsp. vulgare (domesticated barley)
Lineage: Eukaryota; Viridiplantae; Streptophyta; Magnoliopsida; Poales; Poaceae
Product: pyrophosphate--fructose 6-phosphate 1-phosphotransferase subunit alpha-like
Exons: 19
Coding region: 179-2047 (622 amino acids)
Biological process (GO): photosynthesis; glycolytic process; response to glucose
Cellular component (GO): cytosol
Molecular function (GO): diphosphate-fructose-6-phosphate 1-phosphotransferase activity; ATP binding; 6-phosphofructokinase activity
Source: RefSeq, a predicted model, not a curated record
GCGAGCAACCCAUGUCAAACCGCAGGCGCCGCAGCACGCGCCACCCCGUAUGACCAUGACAACACACACACUUUGACACUCUCAUAUCUUCCCCCAUCUUUCUUCACCAGACCAACGCACUGGCACAGCACCACAACUUCACCAACCAGCAAGUAAAAUCGAUAGCCGAUCAAGAGGGAUGAACGCGGACUACGGCGCGCCCACGGCGCUGGCGGGGCCCCUGCAGCAGAGGCGGGCGCUGUACCAGCCCCGCCUCCCACCCUGCCUCCAGGGAGCGACGGUGAGGGCGGAGUACGGCGAGGCGACCACCACCAUCGACCCCGCCGGCGCGCACGCCGUCGCCCAGGCCUUCCCGCGCACCUACGGCCAGCGGCUCGUCACUUUCCUCGCGCCGGACGACGCCGCCGGGGCUGACAAGGCUGCCGUCCACGAGCGCCCGCCCAUCAGGGUGGGUGUGGUCUUCUCCGGGAGGCAGUCACCCGGAGGCCACAAUGUGGUCUGGGGCCUCCAUGAUGCUCUCAGGGCUUACAAUCCCCACAGUGUUCUCUACGGAUUUAUUGGUGGGACUGAGGGGCUGUUUGCAAACAAGACAUUGGAGAUCACAGAUGAUGUUCUUGCUUCAUACAAGAACCAGGGUGGUUUCGAUCUGCUGGGCAGGAGUAUUGACCAGAUCCGCUCGAGUAAGCAAGUGAGCGCCGCUAUGACUACGUGCCACAAUCUUAACUUGGAUGGCCUGGUCAUUGUUGGAGGAGUGACUUCCAAUUCAGAUGCUGCACAGCUCGCGGAGACCCUUGUCCAAAAAAACUGUAAGACCAAGGUCGUUGGUGUGCCUGUUUCACUGAACGGCGAUCUCAAAAACCAGUUUGUCGAGACAACUGUUGGAUUUGAUACAGUGUGCAAGGUGAAUUCUCAGCUUAUAAGUAAUGUUUGCCUGGAUGCAAUCUCGGCUGGAAAGUACUACUAUUUUGUUCGUCUGAUGGGUCGAAAAGCGUCUCAUGUCGCCUUAGAAUGUGCACUCCAAUCACACCCAAACAUGCUUAUCAUGGGAGAGGAGGUGGCAUUGUCAAAACUCACACUGAUGGAGGUUAUAAACAAGAUAUGUGACGGAGUACAAGCAAGGGCAGAAUUAGACAAAUACCAUGGUGUGCUCCUUAUACCAGAGGGGCUGAUAGAAAGCAUUCCAGAAAUGUAUGCGCUCAUUCAGGAAAUCAGUAUCCUGCACAACAAUAAUGUGCCUGUUACAGAGAUACCAACACAACUGUCUCCGUGGGCAGCAGCACUGUUCCAGUUCUUACCACCCUUCAUCAGAAGAGAGCUCCUCCUCCAUCAAGAAUCUGACAACUCUGCCCAGCUGUCCCAGAUUGACACUGAGCAACUGUUAGCUCACUUGGUAGAAGCAGAAAUGAUAAAAAGAACGAAAGAAGGUAGAUACAAGGGAAAGAAGUUCAGUUCAGUCUGCCAUUUCUUUGGAUAUCAGGCUCGAGGAUCCCUACCGUCAAACUUUGACUGUGACUAUGCUUAUGUUCUUGGCCAUAUCUCCCUGCAUAUGAUAGCAGCUGGUUUGACUGGCUACAUGGCAACUGUGGCUAAUCUCAAGGACCCUGUAUACAAGUGGCGAUGUGCUGCUGCCCCACUAACCGCAAUGAUGAGUGUCAGGAGGCAUUUACGUGGCCCUGGGGCAAUUCCUAUUGGAAAGCCUGCCAUUCAUCCUUCUCCUAUCGACCUGAAAGGGAAGGCAUAUGAGUUGCUACGAGAGAAAGCGUCGAGCUUUCUCCUGGAUGACUUCUACAGGACUCCUGGAGGUAUUCAAUUUGAAGGACCUGGUUCGGAUGCAAAGCCCAUCACACUGACCAUUGAAGACCAGGACUACAUGGGCGACAUCGAAAUGCUAAAGCUAUAUCUUGACAAGGUGAAGACGAUCGUUAAGCCCGGUUGCUCGAGGGAUACCCUCAAAGCGGCGAUAAGCUCGAUGAUCUCGGUGACACAUGUGCUCACAGUGAUGUCCCACCCUCUCAAUACCGAGCUGCCUCUCUACCAUUUCAACUGAGCGUGAAUCACUGCAUCUGAAUUACAGGAGGCUGCCUUCCUGUUUUCCUUUGUGUUCCUUUUCUGAAGAACAGGCAAACGUCGAAAUAAUAGUAUCCUUAUGUGA